AUGCGCUCUUCAGUCACUUCCGCUCUUCUACUCUCUGCCGCCACUGGCGGUGCUCAUGCCGCUGGUUGGCAGGGCCAGUACAAGUUUGGAAACAUGUUCUACACCGGACCUACCAAGAAUGGCGUCACCAUCACCAAGGCUACAUACUCGUUGGUUCCGCCGUCUGUCCCUUGCGGCUACGCUACCACCGGCGGCAACGAAGAACUCGCCUUCUGGAUCGGCAUUCAGGACGACCCUACCGGCAAGGACGUCGCGCAGGAGAGUUUCGUUCAGCCGCUGCUGAACUGGGCGCCGGAUCAGCGGGCGACUGGCUGCGAGACGGACAACAACCAGUGGUGCGUUGCUGCGAGCACCUACACGCCUUCUGGUCAAAUUGGACAGCCCUAUCUGCCUAUUGAAAAUGGUAUCCAGCUCGACUUUGAGCUCGUGGCCGGCUCCGAGGUCAAGCAGACCAUCUCCUCCGGUGGCAAGGUCAUCUCGACACAGACCAAUGCGGCUGGCAUGAAGCCCGCCGUGUUUUACGGAGCCAACGAAUGCUAUCUGCAGUCUUGCGGUACCCUUCAAGGCUACACUUGGGAGAACAUCACCGUGCACCUGUCUGCGGCUGACCCGAACUACGGCAACACCCUCUCGCUCACUAGUGCCACUAGUGACGGCUUUGAGACUGCUGAUGGUGGCAAGACUUGGACCAACGCUGGAAUCACGAUCCAGAAGGACUAUCUGUACUCAGAUGACCAGAACCACGAGUGCAACUAG
Messenger RNA from Fusarium keratoplasticum, 756 nucleotides. RefSeq lists its product as uncharacterized. Bases 1 to 756 code for a protein of 251 amino acids. The record is from RefSeq and is a predicted model, not a curated record. Lineage: Eukaryota; Fungi; Ascomycota; Sordariomycetes; Hypocreales; Nectriaceae. The transcript has a single exon.